Molecule: messenger RNA, 3939 nt
Organism: Adineta ricciae
Lineage: Eukaryota; Metazoa; Rotifera; Eurotatoria; Adinetida; Adinetidae
Source: the annotation of a GenBank genome assembly
AUGAGUCGAACAACGUUUUUGAACGUCGAUGAUACCAAAGCUGGUAUGGCAGAUCUGGAUAAAGAGAAAAUCAACAGAUUGAUUCUAGAAGCAUCGAAAAAUUCAAAAUUUUUCAAACAACAACAACGUCGUGAAGAAGAAAAUCGUCGGCGAAUUGAAGUCAAAUUAUCAAAGAUAAAGUCAUUUACUCCCUUUCAAAUUGAACAAGCAGAAAAAGCAGCAGACCGAUAUCUAAAUCAAUUAGACAAAACUCGACGUUUAUCGCGCGCAUUUUGCCAUAUAGAUAUGGAUGCUUUUUAUGCCUCGGUCGAAAUGCGUGAUAAUCCAGCACUUCAACAUGUUCCAAUGGCUGUCGGCGGUGACGCUAUGUUGUCAACAUCGAAUUAUUUAGCCCGUCAAUUUGGCGUACGUGCCGCUAUGCCUGGUUUCAUCGCAAAGCAACUAUGUCCGAAUCUUGUCAUUGUUCCAUGUGAUUUCGAAAAAUAUCGAAUCGACAGUUCAAAAGUAAUGAAAAUUAUCAGUGAAUACGAUGAUAAUUAUGGUUCAUGCGGUCUUGAUGAAGCAUUUGCGGAUUUAACAAAUCAUUUACAACAGCGAGCGACAUCGUCCGAGCAACAACGAACAUUUCCGAAAGAAGAAAACUCAACUGAUACGAUUACAUUUGGUCUCACAGCAGAAGAAACUGUGCAAGAGAUGCGUCAUCGAAUUUAUCUAGCCACGCGAUUAACAGCAAGUGCUGGGAUUGCGUGUAAUAUGCGUUUAGCAAAACUAUGUUCAGAUAUCAACAAGCCUAACGGACAAUAUCAAUUAGAAUCAAACGUUGACGUUAUUUUAAAUUUUAUUCGUAAUCUACCAAUACGAAAGAUCAAAGGCAUUGGAAAAGUCACUGCUCUCCAUCUCGAAUCACUUCAUAUUGAAACAGUCAAUGAUAUUUACAUCAAACGUGGUAUUUUAAAGCUAAUUGAAUAUCCCACAACGUUUGAUUUUCUCAUGCGCGUGUGCAAUGGAUGCGGUUCGACAGCUAUUGAACACGAUGAUAUACAAAAGAGUGUCGGACACGAAACAACGUUCAAUAGUACAAAUAAUUCGUCACAAUUGAUAGCUAUUUGCCAAGAAUUAGCCAAGAAGACAGUGGAUGAAUUAAUUAGCGAUCGGAUUCUAUGCAAACGAGUGACGCUGAAAAUUAAAACCGCCAAUUUUGAAAUCUUAACACGAUCGAAAACACUUUCAUCCUAUACAGACUCGUUGAGUAUGAUUACAGACAAAGCAGUUACGUUGCUUAAACAUGAGCUUGAUCAAGAUCUCGAACUACCAGCAUUACGAUUAAUGGGCGUUCGAGUUGCUGAUCUCAAAACGAAAAGUUCUGAUCUGCCACUACUUCAUUUCUUCUCCAAACAAUCGAAUACAGCAAGCACAGAAAAUGCGCAUGAUAUGAUUGAAGAUAUCGAUGACGAAGAUGAAAUCGAAGAGUUUUCCGCGGAAGAAAAUCAACACACGGACACUUGUCCAUCUAUUCACAAACAUCAAGACGAAGAAGAUUCAAACUCGGGUGUUACCACAUGUCCAGUAUGUCACAAGAUGCUUCUAGGUGAUAACGAGAAAAUCAAUCAACACAUUGAUAUAUGUCUAAAUGGCGAAAUGGUUCGAACGACAAUCAAAGAGGAAGAUCAACGAACAUCACCCCAAAUCAAUCAUGCUAAACGAGUUGGUUCGACACAAUCGAAAUCGACGCCACCAGCGAAACGGCAACGAAAAAAACUGGAUCUUACACCACCACCACACACACCGAUUUUCAUUUCAAACAUGUCUUGGGAUAGAAAGUGCUGUACGUCAAGUGCAUCAUCGUCAACCGGUAGUGGCUCAUCAUCGACUUUCUCACCAUCAUCAGCCACACACAACUAUGAUGUACAACCUCCUGUCCCGUCAGUACCACCACCACCUGAAUCAUCUUCAUUUUUGUUUUUUUCUUCGCCGGGUUACGUCGAAGAUCAGUCGAAUAGAGAACGAAAUCAGAAUACUUCAUUACCACCCUCGUCUGUAUCUCACAACUAUCAUACUCAUGUCUAUUCUCCUGUAUUUGCUUCUCGUGCAAAUGCAUCAGAUACGUGUGUAUGUCAUCCUCCAAAUGCACAAAUUCCAUCCUAUGAUAUAUCGUCUUCAUUUCAAACACCAUUUGUGUACGAACAGUACUUAACGUCGUUAAAAAGCGAACAAUCAGACCAUUUACCAUACCUACUUGAUAAUAUCAUUUAUCCUCAGCCCUGCUCGCCACCCUCACCAACAAAUGACUCCAUAACGUACUAUCAACUUGAUCAGGCGAACACAACAACUAUUGUGAAUAAAUUUUCUCGACGAACUCCUGUGCCAACAAUUCAACCGAUAACUUAUCAUCAAUUAUCACUUGUCGAACCGCCAUCAUCGAAUAUUCAGCAGAAACUGCCAAUUGUCAAGCGAUUCUAUUACGAUUCGAAUUAUUCGAAUACAACGACAACGACAAUUAUGACUACAACAUCAGCCGCAGCUGAUACGAAUGAAAACGAUCAUGUUCAGUUACCACACGCCCGUUUAGACUCGACCUUUUUUGGAACGUACGAUGUUUGGCAAGAGAGAAUACUUGUGGGAAGAAAGAAUAACAGACGUGAAGUCGAUGUCAAUAUCGGUUCAUCAUCUGUUGUCUCUCGUGUUCAUUUCGAGAUCUUACUUGCAAAUGAAAACGAAUUUCAUUUGAAAUGUUUGAGCAAAAAUGGAAUUUUCAUCAACAAUAACUAUAUCAAAAUGUCUUCCACAGCUAUAUUACCCAAACAAUGUACAAUUCGCUUUCCAAGUACAGAUUUGUGUAUUUCAUUCUCUUCGUUACUUACUAAUAAUAGUAAUCCGACCGAUCGAGUAUCGCUGAACAACAACUCACGUCAUCUUUCAAGUGAUUCAUCACAACAGAAUUUAACAGUGGCAUCGCCAGCACAGCCAACACCUUCGAUAUCGUUACAAUCUGUUCCAACUAUAAAAUCUGAACAACAAGUUAUUCUUGUUGUUGAUAAUAAUCCAGCUGACGAUCUUUCAUCGUUGAAUAUGAACAUACCAUCAAAAUCAUUCUCGUCGUCGUCGUCGUCAUCAUCAUCAUCAUCUUCCAACGACUCGUCAUUUUCGAUGAGCAGUAAUAUUGAACAGGGCAAGUUUCAAGAGAAAAGUCCGACUACCAAGCAAAGCUCUUUUCUAGGUAGAUCGUGCUCCACAAGCUCAAAGAAUGAUUCAAAUGACAAUCAACCAAUUGUAAAUUCUAGUUCUCCGAGUAAUCAACGAUCUCAAACCGUUGGUCAAGACUACUUCACACAGGAACAUGAUAAUUACCGUAAGAAUGGAACCAAACCACCAUUUUCUUAUGCUCAAUUAAUCGUUCAAGCAAUUCUAUCAGCGUCUGAUAAAAAAAUGACACUCAGUCAGAUAUAUAGCUUCAUAUCGGCACAGUAUCCAUACUAUGAAACGAGCAAUCGCGGUUGGCAAAAUUCUAUACGACAUAAUCUCAGUCUAAAUCGUUACUUUAUUCGUCUAGCACGAAAAGAAAAUGAAUCUGGUAAAGGUAGUUUCUGGCGCCUAGAUCAAACCUGUGAGGAAAAACUUAUCGAUCAUGCUUUUCGACAUCGAAAACAUCGCGCGAAUAUCAAUCAAAUUCUCUUUCAAUCAAACAUCAAGCAAGAAAGUGACGAAGCACCUUCACCAACAACAAUCCAUUACUCCAAUGAUCACACUGAUUUCUUAUUAGCAGACAUUCCUACAAGUAAUUGUUCGACACCAAUUACUAGUCCAUCAUCUCCUACCCGACAACAUGAAGAUUUCAAACGCAAACAUGACCUGGUGAUAAAUUGUGAGAUAGAAGAUCUUUUGAAUUCUCUACUUGACCACAUUCACAAUGAUCGAACAGUUAAACGUCAGAAAAUCUAG